AAGGGCAGGGCGCUAUGUUUAAGAAGAUCCCAUUCAUAAUUUAAAUGAAAUGUUCCGCAAAAGCUUUCUUGCUUGGCAUUUUAGUUUAAUUCUGUUAAUUGAUAAUUCAAAUGGUUCAGAUGUUGAAUUCGAAUUCCCCCCCAGUCCUUACUCAUCAGACUUCAAGAAAUGUGGACUCGACAAAAAGGGAUACGUUUGUGAUCCUGAUAAAAUUCUUGACUAUUCUGCUAGACAAUCAAUAAAUGAAUUGUUAUUACAUUAUCCUCGAGAAACUCCAUGUUUAUGUCGUCAUCCGUGUUUUAGAAAUGAAGUUAAUCAAAACGCUAGACUUGUUGUAACAGCCCUAGUUUCAAAACCAUUUUCAAAUAAAAAUGCUUCAAUCGUACAAUAUGCAAACAAUAUUCGAAAUAAAUGGAAAAUUGGAGCAUGCAAUGGUAAUGAUGUUUUAAUUUUAAUCACAGAAAAAGCUCUUCAUAUUUCAUAUGGUUCAUUAAUAGCACGAGCUUUAAACUCAGAAUGUACACGUCGUUUAAUUGGUCGUUUUGAUUCUAAUAAAGAAAUCAUUACAAAUAUUCGUCAAACAGCAUUUAUUCUACGUGAAUAUUUUCUUGAUCCAUGUUUAUGUCGACCGUGUAAAACUGCUUAUUCAUGGUUUAAAAUACCAGCUAUGCUUUUAGCAUGUUUUUGUCUAUUAACAUGGUUAAGUUUAGUUGGUCGUCGAGCAUAUUUACGUCGUAAUAAUUUGAAUACACGUCCAUAUUGUUCAUUAUCUGAUCUUACUUAUACAACAACAAAUAGACAUCAUUAUCAUCAUACACGUUCAUCACGUUCUGGACGUAUUCGAACUGGUGGAUUUUCUUCACCAUUUAAUAUAUGGGAAACAAGACCAUAUCGUUCAAAUAGUAUACAUGGUAUAGAAAGUACGAAUAAUAUGUCAAAUUCAAAUUGGUGUAAUCUUUCUUCAUAUUUUGGACGACCUAAUGUUCUCCGUUCUGAUGGAUUUCGUACUACACCUCCACCACCCGCUUAUUCCAGUUUAAAGCAUAUCAUUCAACCACCACCAUCUUAUUCAGAAAUUCAAUCUAUUAAUGAUCUACUAGCUAAACAAUGUGUUAAUACAUCAACGUCAAUAACCACUACUUUAAAUACAGGAAAUCCAACAGAAAUCGAACAAUCACAACUUGAAUCAAUCCAUAUAACAUCACCUAAUAUUACUACUACUACUACUACUAUCACCAACACAAAUUCUCCGCCUUCUUAUUCUGAAGUUGUUUUAUCACGUUCCAAUAAUUCAAAUAACUAUCAGAUCAGUGAUAGCAAUUCAUCUUCAAAUACUAAUGAAACAGACACAACAUACACAUCGAAUCUUGAUACAUCGAGUACAAUCACAAAUUAAUGAAUAAUACAAAUUUUUCCCUCUCUCUCGUUUUUUCUGUUUUAUUAUUAGAAAAACAAGCAGCAAUUGUUAUUCGAUUAAAAACAAAAAUUAUAUAUGAAUUAUCAGAUUUUUCCCGUCUCUCUCUGUCUCUCUCUAUUUAAUAGUCUAAAAAUAGUUACUAUCUCCUCCUUUUUCAAAUGCCAAACAAAUCACUGCAUAGUUUUCGAUGUUUCAAUGUGUGCUUUUUCUAUGGGAACUUUUUUCUCUCUCUCGUCCUAGCAACUUUAUUUUAUUUUUCUUUUGUUUUGUUUUGUUUUUUUGAUUAAACUUAUUUGAUGAAUGAAUAUUAAUCUGUGAUGCUUUAUUAUUAUUUUUUCUCUGUUCUGUUUUAUUUUCAUUUUUUUUCUUUUUGCAAAUGUUGUAUAUUUUAUACAAGCGUAUAUACGUCAAAUUGUAAUACUAUGAUGAUUUUGUCUGUUUUCAACAUAAAUAAGAUCUAUUAAUGCUAUUUAUUUUCAUUAACUCCGCUUUCACAUUCUUUAUUCAUUUUCUUUUAUUGAACGUGUACAAAAAAUAAACCUAAUUUCAAUAUUUAUAUAUACAUAUGUAUUCCAAAUGCUGAUCGGUUUUUCUCUGCUUCAUUUGUGUGGUUAUUGUAUCAACAAUGGGAUAAUUUAUUAAAACAUACCACAUUCCAUUGACAUUCUUAUCCAUUGCAAAAGUGAUUGACUAUUUUGACUCAAUAGCCAAGUGGAUAAUGCGUUGGCGUUUGAAGUGAAUGAUACUGAGUUCGAUUCCAUAGAACAAUCUCAUCCUCUUUUUGAUGGAGUUUUAUUCUCUGAGCUGGACGGUUUGGUCGUGGAGUUUUCAUCGUUCUUCUGAACGACAUCAUCAGCACAAACUCCAGGUAGAACUGAAGUGUUUGAAUUUCUCCAUAUAUGGUUCACAACUUGUCCUGUAGACGUCGAUGUUGGAAGAUGCAACCAAAACAAUGACAAGUUUAAGUUCAACAAGAACCAUUUCAAAAUUGUAUCCUCAUCACAAAACCAUUUAUAUCAAUAUACUUACCUUCAUAUAUUUUUUUUUCAUAAAUAAAUUGUACAUUAAAAUAACCUUGUCUGAAUAUUCACUUCAAAUAGAACAAAACACAUAUGAAACAAUCUUAAUGUACAAUUGAUUUCAUAUUUUAUUUAUGUUCGUUAUAAAAGAUUUCCAGUAAAUAUUUAUCUCUAGGGUAUUCAAUAUUCAUUCUUACUUUAUUUCAACAAACAUUUUUGUUGACCUGCUUUUCUUCUUAUUUUCUUUUUAAAAAAAAAACAACAAAAAGAUUGUCUUAUGAUGCAUAUUGUUUAUACAGAUUUGUAAUCUUGAAUGGUUCAAUAAUGAUUAACAUAAAUAAAGUUAUUAGUUAUGGAAUUAGAUUAACUAAAAAUAAACUAGUAACUUUCUAAUGAC
Schistosoma margrebowiei is the source of this 2833-nucleotide messenger RNA. NCBI's taxonomy places the organism in Eukaryota, Metazoa, Platyhelminthes, Trematoda, Strigeidida, Schistosomatidae. The record is from the annotation of a GenBank genome assembly.